AUGAAUGUACAUAAUAUUAACCAGUUAAUAAAAAACAAUGAAAAGGAGAACCUAGAGCAACUAAAAAAUAACUACACAGCUGAAAUAUAUGAACUAUAUAGUGAACUGUUUGAAAGCAAAAUUGGUAAGCUGCCAAAGUUACAAGCACAACUUCCCUUACAACCGGGGUCCAAACCAAUUUAUAUUAAGCCAAGAAUAGUUCCAUAUGCACUAGUUGAGAAAAUUGAAGGUGAGAUUAAGUCUCUGGAAGAAGCAAAAAUUAUAGAACGUAUAGAAAAUACAGAAUGGGGUACAUCUAUAGUCCCAAUAUUGAAACCUGAUGGAAAUGUAAGAAUAUGCGCUGAUUAUAAAAUAACAGUCAAUUCACAGUUACAAAAUAACAGGUACCCAAUAUUUAGAAUUGAAGAAAUUUUUAAUAAACUAUCAGGAGGUAAAUUUUUUACAACAUUAGAUAUCUAUAAAGCAUAUCUACAUGUAGGUAUGGAUGAUGAAAGUGCAAAAAUACAAGGUAUUUGUACUCAUAUGGGGACAUACAAAGUGAAUAGAUUGAUGUUUGGAAUUAAAACAGCACCAAACUAUUGGCAAAGUAUAAUGGACAGAAUCCUCGAAGGCCUCAAUGGGGUAGCAUGUUUUUUUGAUGACAUUGUAAUAAAAGGAUCAAAUUUGGUAGAAUUACAUAAACGUACCAAAGAAGUGUUAGAUCAUCUCAAACAAAAUAACUUGCAUGUAAAUAGAGGAAAAAGCAAAUUUUUUGAAACAUCUGUUAAAUACCUUGGGCAUAUAGUUGAUUCAGAUGGUUUACAUAAAACAAGUGAUAAAAUAGAAGCAAUUCUGAAUGCACCCAAGCCUACAACACAAACAGAGGUAAAACAAUUUCUGGGUCUCAUAAAUUAUUAUUAUAGGUUCAUACCAGACUUGGCAUCAAAAUUACAUCCCUUAUACCAACUUUAA
Macrosiphum euphorbiae (potato aphid) is the source of this 951-nucleotide messenger RNA. The record is from the annotation of a GenBank genome assembly. NCBI's taxonomy places the organism in Eukaryota, Metazoa, Arthropoda, Insecta, Hemiptera, Aphididae.